Messenger RNA from Aureobasidium vineae, 1266 nucleotides. NCBI's taxonomy places the organism in Eukaryota, Fungi, Ascomycota, Dothideomycetes, Dothideales, Saccotheciaceae. The record is from the annotation of a GenBank genome assembly.
AUGCCAUCCUUACCCACCGCCUCUCUCGAUCAUGCAUAUCAAGCGCUUCUCAAGCGCGGUCGCCUGUCUACAAACACUUCUCAAGCAGCCUUGAUCACGCGUCUGUCCGCGAUACAACGUGGCCUCGACGCCGACACCACCACUCCACCAACAGGUCUCUACAUCCAUGGCUCGGUCGGAACCGGAAAAUCCUACCUGGCAUCUCUCUUCACGUCAACUCUGCCUUCGCACAUCUCCCGCCGACGAGCGCACUUUCAUGAAUUUAUGCUAGAUGUGCAUAGUCGUUUGCAUGUCGCAAGGUCCUCUUCUUCCGGCUAUGGUUCUUCUGAUCCUUUGCCGGUGAUUGGGCGUCAAAUCCAUGCGGAAAGCAAAGUGUUAUGUUUUGACGAGUUCCAAGUGACGGAUAUAGCGGAUGCGAUGAUUUUGCAGCGACUAAUGGGGGCAUUCUGGAGCGCGGGCGGUGUUAUGGUAGCGACCUCGAACCGGGAGCCAGACAAGCUAUACGAAGAUGGCUUGAACCGCGAACUGUUCUUGCCAUUUAUUGCUAUGCUAAAGUACAGAUGUGAGACGUGGGCGUUGGGCGGCUCACAAGAUUAUCGCUUAUUAGGAAGGGAUGCAGCAGAACAAGGACAGGAGGUCUUCUUCACCGAUCCUGCGGGAUACCGAGCCAGCCUUGAUGCUGUCACCAAAGGACAAAAGCUGAAACCUAUCGAGAUUCCAGUAAUGAUGGGAAGAAAGUUGCAGGUCACUGGUAUACCAAACUCAGAAGAACAAGACAAACUCACCGUCUCAUCAACCUUCACUGAACUCUGCGAGGCCAAGCUUGGUGCAGCAGACUACCACGCUCUCUGUCGAAAAUCAAAAACUAUCUAUCUAGAUGGGCUUCGCCGCUUCCGCCUCUCAGAACUCGAUUUUGUACGUCGCUUCAUCACCCUCAUCGACUUGGCAUACGAGUCUGGAACCAGAGUCAUCAUCUCCUCCAACGUCACCAUCGACGAGGCAUUUGCCGAAAUAGUGGAGAAUGAACGACAGCGAUUAAUGAGAAAGCAAGGAGGACUGAAGAUGACUGUCAAGAAGGGAGGUGGCAGCAGUUCGAGUAUGAUGAGUACAUUUGUCAGUGACGAUACAGAGUGGUCGGCGACAGGGCUGGCCGAGGCAAGUCUGGCGACUGGUGGUGCGGGCGAAACUGAUGUGGGAUUUGCGAUUGGAAGAGCUGUAUCUAGACUUCAUGAGAUGGGGUCCUCCAUGUACGGGCGGUUGGACUGA